Molecule: messenger RNA, 3710 nt
Organism: Homarus americanus (American lobster)
Lineage: Eukaryota; Metazoa; Arthropoda; Malacostraca; Decapoda; Nephropidae
Product: piggyBac transposable element-derived protein 4-like
Exons: 2
Coding region: 1-2076 (691 amino acids)
Source: RefSeq, a predicted model, not a curated record
AUGGCGUGCAGUCGCAGACAAAGAUCUAUGUUUGAAAACCAGAUCAACGCUAUGUUGCUUACCAGUAGUUCUUCGUCUGGUGAAUCUUUGAACUCCUCUGACAUAGAUUACCAACCUUACAAUGAUGGAAGGUCGUCCUCGGAGGAGACACAUGACUCCAGGUCUACUAUGUCCUGUGGCACCUCACGCCCAGCGAAACGGGCACGUAGCACAGCACAGUCAACUUGGAAUAAUUCAACAAGUGAGUGUGUGACAACUUUGUCCAGUACCAUCAAGCGCCGCCACAGCGGACUGGAUGAUUGCGAGAUACGUCAAGAACUAUCAGAUUCGAGUGCUGUAGUGUGCGAUUCUGGUGACAGUGGUGAUGAAGGCAGUGAUUAUGAGCCAAGUGAUCAUGAUGAUAGUGUGGAGUUGGAGGAUGUGGUGGGGAUAAGUGAAGAAAGUGAUAGUGGUGGCGAGGAGGCAGGAAGCAGGGCACGUGGAGGACGGCGUGUGCCCGCAUCUCGCUCAUGGCCAAGGCAAGGGACAAUGGAUGCGCUUGUCUGGUCUGAUGGCAGUAAUUUCCAGCCUGACAGUCCUGAUUUCAGACAAUCAUCAGGUGGAAUUACUCCUGAAUUUCCAUGUACGGAGGAAUCUAGUGAACUGGACUACUUUUGUGCUUUCUUUGACGGUGCAUUCAUGGAUUUUUUGUGUACUGAAACAAACAAAUUUUAUCAGUACACACAUUAUAAUGACGCCAGCCCUGACCUCUGGCCACACAUGCGACGCUGGACUGAUGUUGUUGUGUCAGAACUGUACGUGUUUUUUGCAUUACUCAUGCUAAUGGUCCACGUAAAGAAACACGUACUUCGGGAGUACUGGAUAUCUCCUGAUGACAUAACAGCAACUCCAGUGUUCAUUAAAUUCAUGGCAAGAGACCGGUUUGCCUCCAUCCUACGUUAUCUUCACUUCACAGACAACAACUACCCUGUGGUUGGUGACCAACUCUGGAAGAUAAGGACAGUAUUUACAAUGCUGAAGGAAAGAUUCAUGAAGUUCUUCAGACCCUUCCAGAAUGUAGUGGUGGAUGAGUUUCUGGUGCUUUUCAGAGGACGUUUUGCUUUUAGACAAUACAUUCCAUCCAAACGGCAUCGCUUUGGGACAAAGUUCUUCGUGCUGUGUGACUGCGAGUCUGGGUAUGUCUUAGAUCUCGUAGUUUACACAGCAAGUGACGCAGACAUACCCAGAGACGACCCACAUGGUUUCUCUGGAGCUGUCGUCAAGAAACUUAUGGACCGCUACUUUGGAGGGAAUCACGUCCUCUACACGGACAAUUACUAUACCUCUCCUGCCCUGUCCAAAUUCCUACUUGAACAUGACACUGGUUCUUGUGGAACUGUAUGCAAGAACAGGAAACACUGGCCCGUGUUUACUGGUAAACCUGCACGAGGAGAGGUCCAGCUGAAGCACGCAGACAAGAUGCUAGCAAUACGCUGGCAUGAUAAGCGUACUGUCCAGAUGAUGUCAACCAUGCACAAGGGCAAAAUGGUGGACAGUGGGAAAAGGGACAGGGCAACAGGAGAGGUAGUGAAAAAACCCGAAGCUGUCGUGGACUACAAUGUGAACAUGCGCCUCGUGGACAAGAGUGAUAUGCAGGUUGGCGCACUUGAGUGUGUAAGGAAAUGUGUCAAAUGGUAUAAGAAGAUGUUCCUACAGCUCAUGGACAUUACCAUCCUGAAUGCGUACAAAUUGUACCUUGUAAAAACCAGAAAAAAAUCAUCUCUCAGGGUUUUUCAGAAACAAGUGAUAUCUCAAAUCCUAGAAAAGUAUGGUGACGUUGUGCCUGCUGUACCACGACGCCACAGCCAAACAGGACUCCCAGACCGACUCCUUGCACUUGACUGGGUUGCUCGUCACUACCUUGACGACCUUCCGAGUGAUCCAAGUGGUCGUAAGGUGCAAAGGCGGUGUUACGUAUGCAAGAAUACCACCAAGCGCCCAUCUAAACGGAAGGACGUGACAACUUGGUGCAGGGAGUGCGAUGUGGGUCUGUGUAAACUUUGUUUUGUGGAGUACCACACAAAGAAAACCUUCUAAAACAAUGUGGAACGUGAGAAGUGCUUGUAAAUAGUAGUGUUAUAAAGAAAUGAUGAUAAAAAUAGUGUAAGUGUAGUGGAUAAGUGUAUUUGUAAGGUACAAAGUGAUUUAUUUGUGUAAAAGGUACAAAGUUGUGCGCAUUCACUCACCACUACCGUACCCAUGAGUGCAGACAGCGAGCGAGGCGUCAGGGAAACACCAUUGCCCCCCCCCCCCCUUUAUGCACCACUCCUCACUUCAUGCUCGGCCACAAGGAAGCUUCUGGAAUGUAAGUAACUACUUUUGUUUGUUUUAUUUUCAUUAUUUGUCCAUUUUAUCAUGUAUCAAAGUAAUAUUGCUAAAAGUAGUGUAGUUGUAUUGUAGUGUAGUACAGGUAUUACUGGAAAAUAAUGCUAUGAUUGUUAUAAAUGUAUUAAUUGUGGAAUUUUUAUUCCGAUAAUUAUUUUUAUGCGUUACCUUCUCUCUUAAAGCCCCAGACAGCCUGGCGACAGACUGCGUGUGUGUUGCCGAGCUUUUUUUAUGAAAAUUAAUACAAAUAAAUUAAAUUCUAAAUUAAUUAUUUAUAAGAGAUAAGUAUUAUAAUCAUUAAAUAUAUGCAUUACCUGCCAUCCCGAACACAAAGGCAAGCAGAAAAUGGCCUCUUGGCCUUAUACCCAAUUUCAAUUUCAAUAAUGCAAUUCAAUCUGUAUCUUAACCAAGACAUACUGCCAGCUUUUCUCUUGGAGUGAGGGCUUCUCUAAAGGUUGUUUUCAUUACAUAAUUCCUCUUCAAUUUUUGACAAAAUCAUCUCAAAACUGCCAAUGUUCAUACGAAAGUACUGAAAGAAUUUACUUUCAUCAUCAAUCAAAUGAGGAUAGAGUAUGAAAUUCCUCUCACUCUUCCUAUCUUACAUCGAAUGAAACCAAAAUAUCUUCCCUUUCCAAUUUUGCUCUUUUUCUUUCUUCUUCCUCUUCGUCCAAUGUAAUUGCGAUCAUUGCCAACUCUGAUGAAGAGAAUUCACACAUCUUCCCUCAACAAUGGUCUGGCCACAACUGAGGGACACGGGAUGGCCCAUGACUGGAGUGAGAUCCUCCCUUGAAUAGACCGUGCAUGUGAAUACCCUAGGACCGUGACCGUCCUUAUAGUGUGAAUAGAGCCUUGAUGUUUGUUGUUAUACAGUAUUUGGAAUAGGCCUACAUAAAUUUUGUUUAUGUGAUACACAGAUAAGGGUUAAGUUUGUGAAAUCAUUGGAAUCACAUGAUAAUUAUAUGUUUUUCAUCAAUAAAUUUCUUACAAUCACGGUCCAGGGUUUUAGAAAUCUCUUCCCAGCAGUAGUCCUUCCAUGACACGUCCCUGUAACUUUCUGAAGCCAUGUCAUAUAUAAGCAUGGAUAUUUCCUUACUUAUUCAAUAAACUGCUCCAUUCUUCCAUGUAAGCAGGGCACUCGCUGUUAUAUCCCUCACCUGUCAGUCCCACAAUGGCAAAUGCAACUGGCAGACUGUGGCAGCAAACUCCCAAAACGCUCAUGAGCGCAUGCUUGAUGGAAGCCACGUCGAGAAAAAUUGCGGAGGCGGCAAUCUGGGAAGGUAGUCGCAGGCUCUUCCACGUUGAGCAGCCAGCCAGACGACCAGAGGUAGAAUCAGCUGACAAUCUAG